AUGGGAAUUGAAGACAUGCAUUCGAAAUCUGACAGUGGGAACGAGGUCGUUUCAGAUGUGCAUCAUCAUCACACACCAUCGUCGUCGUCGAUAAAUAGUUUAAACCCUUGGCAACGUGCUGCUGCUGCCUGCAAUGCAAGCUCUAUUGCGGAAGCUGAAUCAAAUGGUAACAAGGAAUCACAAGUCACAACCUCUCCUCAGUCAGCUGGUAAUUACAGUGACAAGUGUCAAGAACUUCUGCAUCCCGGCAUGACACAGUCUCCUCACACUCAGCUUGUUAGCCAUACAGUUGGAUGGUCAUCUUCAAAUCCAUACCAGGAUCCAUAUUAUGCAGGAAUGAUGGGAGCUUAUGGACAUCAUCCAAUGGCUUAUGUUCCGUAUGGUGGGAUGCCUCACUCAAGAAUGCCACUGCCUCCUGAGAUGGCGCAAGAACCGGUUUACGUGAAUGCUAAACAGUACCAGGCGAUUUUGAGGCGAAGACAGGCACGCGCCAAGGCAGAGCUUGAGAAGAAGCUAAUCAAAUCCAGAAAGCCUUAUCUCCAUGAGUCUCGGCAUCAGCAUGCUAUGAGGAGGCCAAGAGGUACUGGAGGACGGUUUGCGAAGAAAACAAACAUGGAAGUUUCACAGCUAAAAGCUGGAGAAAGGAGCAACGCUUGCGUUAAUCAGUCCCCGACAUCGUCUAAUUCUGAUCAACCUGAAGCUUGGAAUGGUGAGUAUAGAAGACAUCAGGACGGUGAGACGCAGAGCUCAGCUUACAAUAGAAGGGACGAAAGCGACUGUUCAGGUCAGCAAUGGAACAGCAUUUCCUCAAACCAUCCUUCUCAAGCUCGUCUAGCCAUCAAGUGA
Molecule: messenger RNA, 846 nt
Organism: Microthlaspi erraticum
Lineage: Eukaryota; Viridiplantae; Streptophyta; Magnoliopsida; Brassicales; Brassicaceae
Source: the annotation of a GenBank genome assembly